Messenger RNA from Amblyraja radiata (thorny skate), 1784 nucleotides. It is a transcript of the gene alx1, whose product is annotated as ALX homeobox 1. Gene Ontology annotation, molecular function: RNA polymerase II transcription regulatory region sequence-specific DNA binding; DNA-binding transcription activator activity, RNA polymerase II-specific. The coding region runs from base 235 to 1218 and encodes 327 amino acids. Lineage: Eukaryota; Metazoa; Chordata; Chondrichthyes; Rajiformes; Rajidae. The transcript has 4 exons. The record is from RefSeq and is a predicted model, not a curated record. Gene Ontology annotation, biological process: embryonic skeletal system morphogenesis; positive regulation of transcription by RNA polymerase II; negative regulation of DNA-templated transcription.
UGCUAAGGGGUGUACUCUGGGUGGAGAGUACGAUUCUGAGAUUUGCAUAUUCAUUCGGUUGGGAGGAGGCUGCAUUCAGACGGCCAGCGCGUUUACUCUAUAUAGGGCGCUUUCUCCAAAGCUUACCCACGGCUAAGCGUUGCAGUUUCUAUCUGAACUUAUCUGAACUUAUUCUCAACGAGAAAAGAUCCCUCCUGACCAAGACUCUGCGAGACCUCCGAUAAAUUGGUUUAGAUGAUCAUGGAAUUUGCAAAUGAGAAUUUUCCCGUCGUUGGCCAUUACUCGAAAGGGAGCGAGUACUACGUGGGAGCAGAAGCAACCCUGGAACACGUUAUGGACAGCAUGGAAGGGGGAACUUUCUACAACAAGAAUGCUUCAAAACGGAUCCACACUUUUCUUAACAUGGAAAGCAACGAGCCUCAUGAGAGGCUUGCAAAGACCGUUCACGAGGACGGUGCGAACGCCAAUUAUGGCGUUUCAAAGCCAAUGGGUACAGUGGCCUGCGCAGACCUGCCGAGACCCAUCGAGAACUACUGCAACAUGAAGGUGUCACCGCUGAAAGGUUUGGAGGAAAAGUCUAUCAUGGAUCACAAUGUUGACAAGAGUGACUCCAAUGUCUCCAGCACCAAGAAGAGGAGAAAUAGGACAACAUUCACCAGUUUACAGUUAGAAGAACUGGAGAAAGUGUUCCAGAAAACCCAUUACCCAGAUGUGUAUGCGAGGGAGCAGCUGGCUCUUCGCACGGAGCUCACCGAGGCCAGAGUGCAGGUUUGGUUUCAAAAUAGAAGAGCAAAAUGGAGAAAGAGGGAACGAUAUGGCCAGUUACAGCAAGCUCGAAACCACUUUGCAACCUCCUAUGAUAUAUCUCUUUUACCAAGGACAGAAACAUACUCACAGCUGCAAAGCAACUUAUGGGCAGGGAACAGCCCCACCAACUCGGCAGUUUCUUCUUGUGUAUUACCACGCGAAUCCUCCCCUUGUAUGUCACCAUACCCUCAACCACACAGAAAUGCCAGCGCUUACAUGGGCAUAUCAAAUCAACAAAACCAGUUCAGUCAAGUAGCUCUAAACAAUCUCUUCAAUGACUCUGUACUGUCGGGCUCUUCCGAUGGACAUGCGUUUGAGCCAAGGCCAGAGUGUGAAAGAAGAUCAUCAAGUAUUGCUGUGCUUCGAAUGAAAGCCAAGGAACACACUGCCAACAUAUCAUGGGCCAUGUGAUGGGCAAUCAAAAUGCAGGACGAUCUGUAAGCCAAAGUGCCUGUGCAAUUGUGUUCCUGGAAAAUAUUAUGCUGAGCUGCUGCAUCUUAGCAAGGAUGUAGUCGUAAGCACAUCACUGGAGAGCGAUUCACAGGAUAAUUUUUAUCAAUGCAAUCCUGAAAUCAAUAGGGAAGACCGAAUCAGAAAAUGGAAUGAUUGAUCAGUAAGAGGACAUUGUGUACCAUGAAUCAUGGAAUUUUACAGCACGGGUUAUCAUUUGCCCCCGUGCCUGUGUCCACUAUAUGAAAGUGCACUGCAUCUCAUUCCUCUGACUUCAAUUGAUGUUUUCAUACUUCUUCCUUUUUGAAAAAUAUUUAUCCAUCUCUGAUUCCAAAUGUUUCAUGUAUGCUAUCUGCGCAUUUGUUUCUAGUAAGGCCUUAUGUUUCGACAAAACAUUCUGAUCUCUUCUAUAUUUUUGUUGUUGAUCUUAAAUUUACGUUUCAGAACUGUACUGUUUUGUCAAUGGAACAACAUUUCAGAAAGAAAACAUAUCAAGCAAAUAAAACAACAUUGAUUCUUGAGUUCCA